Molecule: messenger RNA, 1086 nt
Organism: Aethina tumida (small hive beetle)
Lineage: Eukaryota; Metazoa; Arthropoda; Insecta; Coleoptera; Nitidulidae
Gene: U2af38
Product: splicing factor U2af 38 kDa subunit
Exons: 5
Coding region: 138-812 (224 amino acids)
Biological process (GO): mRNA splicing, via spliceosome
Cellular component (GO): spliceosomal complex; U2AF complex
Molecular function (GO): pre-mRNA 3'-splice site binding; metal ion binding
Source: RefSeq, a predicted model, not a curated record
UAAGGACAGGGUGCGCUGACCGCUCAACACUUGGCGCUAACCGUGCAGAUUCCUGUACGGCAAUGCUGUUUAUGGCAUUCUGUCAAAAUUGAAAUAAAAGCGUUGGUGUUGGUGAAAAAGUGUGCUUUUGGCCAAAAAUGGCUGAGUAUUUGGCCUCUAUUUUUGGUACGGAAAAGGAUAAGGUAAAUUGUUCGUUUUACUUCAAGAUUGGCGCUUGCCGACACGGUGAUCGAUGUUCGCGAAUUCACAACAAACCGACGUUCUCUCAAACAUGCUUGCUACAGAAUCUCUAUGUGAACCCACAAAAUUCCGCCAAAUCGGCGGACGGAAGCCACUUGGUCGCCAAUGUGUCCGAUGAAGAGAUGCAAGAGCACUAUGACAACUUCUUUGAAGACGUGUUUGUCGAGUGUGAGGAUAAAUACGGGGAAAUCGAGGAAAUGAAUGUUUGUGAUAACUUGGGUGACCACCUUGUGGGAAAUGUAUAUAUUAAGUUUCGACGAGAGGAAGACGCUGAUAGGGCCGUGAACGAUUUAAACAAUCGUUGGUUUGGUGGUAGACCAGUUUACGCAGAACUUAGUCCUGUCACUGACUUUAGGGAAGCUUGCUGUCGUCAAUAUGAAAUGGGAGAGUGUACCAGAUCAGGGUUUUGUAAUUUUAUGCACUUGAAACCUAUUUCUAGAGAAUUAAGAAGAUAUUUAUAUUCCCGGAGGAAAUCUGGACGUAGGCGUUCCAGGUCCAGGUCGCCAAGGAGACGUUCUCGUUCGAGGGAACGAUCACCCCGCCAUAGAUCAGGACGCAGUGGACGUUAUUGAGUUUUGUGAAAUAUCAAUGUGUUUGCAUACAAAGUUAUAUAUUUUCUUAUAACAGUUGUGUUGAAUUUUAUACUUAAGAACAAGUCAUUGAAAAAUAUAUUUGUAAAAUUGCGUAGUUCAUAUCGUUUAGUGAAUGUUCAGUUUGUAUAAUAAAAAUUCCACAUUUUUCCGUUUCAUUGUUAAUUAAAAUGUUUAGAAUUAUGAAGUCCAUUAGUUUCUUCAUACAGUUUUGGUUGUGAAUUUCCUAAAUCAAUAAAAAUUAAUAUUUUGACAG